GGCGGGGGCUGCCGUCAGCGCUCGGGAAGCCCAUUCAUCUGUGCACUUGGGCGUUGGACUCCGCAUCUUAUUAGCGACCAGGGAGAUUUCUCCAUUUUCCCCUUGUCUACAGUACGGCUACAAAUCUGGGAUUUUUUAUUACUUCUUUUUUUGUACUAAACUUGGGCUUCUAAUAUUUUUGCUCGACUUUUCCCCCCUUCUUUUCCCCCCCUUUCUUCCUAUGCUGCUGCUUUUUUGAUCUCUCCAGCUUUAUUUAGAAAACAAAGCGAAUCAAAGAAAAAAACAGGCGUGCAUAUAUUUAAAAAUAAUCGGUUCUCUUCUCUUUUUUUCCCGUCCUCCCCCUCUGGUGUGUGCGUUGCUGUUCUUCAAGCUGCUGAUCUCCCAGCAUUUACACGAACCCACUGCUCUUUGUUUCCUUUUCUUUUGGAUCUGUUGAGUUUCUUUGUUGUAUAAAGCCAGCAUGGGUGCCCAAUUCUCCAAGAACGCUGCAAAAGGCGACUCUGCUGCCGAAAAGCCCGGGGAAGCAGUCGCCGCAUCGCCUUCGAAAGCGAAUGGACAGGAGAAUGGCCAUGUGAAGGUGAAUGGCGAUGCCUCGCCAGCCGCUGCCGAGGCGGGCAAGGAGGAGGUCCAGGCGAACGGCAGUGCACCUGCUGAAGAGUCGGUGAAAGAGGAGCAGACCCCUUCUGAGCCUGCCUCUGAAAAGGAGGCGGCAGAAGCGGAGAGUACAGAGCCGGCCUCUCCGGCCGAAGGGGAGUCCUCCUCUAAGACGGAGGAAGGAGCGACCCCUUCCUCCAGCAACGAGACCCCGAAAAAAAAAAAGAAGCGCUUUUCUUUCAAAAAGUCCUUUAAGCUCAGUGGCUUCUCCUUUAAAAAGAACAAAAAGGAGUCUGGGGAAGGAGCUGAAAAUGAAGGUGCGAGUGCUUCGGGAGAAGGGGGGAAAGAUGAUGCAGCCACUGCCCCAGAGCAGCCAGUGAGCAACGAAGAGAGCAAAGUGGCUCAGGAGGCAUCUCCUGCUGCCGCUAGCAGCACAGAGGAAGCCAAGGAGGAGCCCGGCGGCUCCCAGGAGGCCAAAUCGGAAGAGACUGCGCCAGAGAAGCCAGCAGGAGAGGAGGCCAAGCCUGCUGAAGACCAGAAGGCCGAGGAUAAACAGGAGGAGGUGCCCGCGGCCAGCCCUGCCCCAUGCGCUACCACUGAAGCCACCUCAACUGAACAAGAGGCACCCAAAGCAGAGGAGCCAGCAGCAGCGGCAGCAGCUCCAACACAGGAAGCUCCAUCCGAGUCUAGUCCAGAAGCUCCACCAGCUGAAUCAGCAGAGUAAAAAAAAAAAAGGAAGAAGAAGAAAAGAAAUGAUGGCAAUUUUGAGAUGAUGAUUGAACUUUUCUUCCCCCCUGUUUGUUUGUUUGGAGUGGUGCCAGGUACUGGUUUUGGAGAACUUGUCUACAACCAGGGAUUGAUUUAAAAGAUGUCUCUCUUUUUUUGUCUCUACCCACAGAUCCCAUCUCAGAUCAUUCUGUUACCACCAUUCCAACUGGUAGAAGAGAGACUACAUGCCUCCCUCUGCCUUGUUCCUCUUUUUUUUUUUUUUGCAUCAGUAUUAAUGUUUUUUGCAUACUUUGCAUCUUUAUUCAAAAUGUAAACUUUUUUUCCUAUCUGUCAAUCUAUGGACAUGCCCAUAUAUGAAGGAGAUGGAUGGGUCAAUAAAGGGAUAGCAAAUGAAGUGAUAAGGGGUCACAAUGGGGAAUUAGUGGUGCAGAUAAUUUGCCAAGAAAAUGUGCCACAAGAAAUAAGGGGUUAGUCUUUUUUUAAAAAAGAAAGUUAUUACAAUGUAUUUUGUGAGGCAGAUGUUCUAUAAGGUUUACAACACUACAAGUCUUGAUUUAGAAGGAAGAAGAAAAAUUCCAAUACUCAGAUUUUAAAAAAAAAUCAUAGUCUUAGGAAAUUCAUUUAAACCAUAGGAACUUUCACUUAUCUCAUGUUAGCUGUACCAGUCAGUGAUUAAGUAGAAAUACAAGUUGUAUAGGCUUUAUUGUUUAUUGCUGGUUUAUGACCUUAAUAAAGUGUAAUUAUGUAUUACCAGCAGGGUGUUUUUAACUGUGACUAUUGUAUAAAAACAAAUCUUGAUAUCCAGAAGCACAUUAAGUUUGCAACUUUUUCCACCCUGCCCAUUUUUUUGUAAAAUUGCAGUAAUCUUGGACCUUUAAAAAAAAAAACCACACAAUUUUAAACUCAACCAAGCUGUGAUAAGUGGAAUGGUUACUGUUUAUACUGUGGUAUGUUUUUGAUGACAGCAGAUGAUGCUUUCUUUUUCCAGUUGUCUUUGAGAAUAAAGAAGAAAAACCAAUUUCAGAUGCAAUGGUUUUUGUGUAGCAUCUUGUCUAUCAUGUUUUUUGUAAAUACUGGAGAAGCUUUGACCAAUUUGACUUAGAGAUGGAAUGUAACUUUGCUUACAAAAUUGCUAUUAAAUUCCUGCUUAAGGUGUUCUAAUUUUCUGUGAGCACACUAAAAGCGAAAAAUAAAUGUGAAUAAAAUGUAGAAUUUGGCUGUGUUUCUUUUUCUGGAUACUCUUGAUAGCUUAGUAGAUUGCUUGUAUUAUCUAAAUUUGUAUAAGAAGGCACUUGUUUGCCAAUUAACAUUGCUCUUCUAAAUUAUGGACUAUGUGGUCUCCUGGCCUUACUAAAUUUGUAUCUGUGGUGUAACGAUCUUUUAAGGCCUUCUAACUGGAAAUGUGCAUUGGAUUUUCAGUUAACUGAUGCUACCCUGGAGACUCGAUUGGCUAAUGAGAGAUCUGGGGAAAAACAGGAAUGAGAAGAACUAGAAUGUGUUUUCAAUAAGCUUGCAUCAGUUGACUUUAGCUAGAGUGGGUAUGUGUGUAGUGAGAAGCCUUGAGGACCACUUUAUGGUGUAUUAGGUUGUUAUUUCUUAGCUUGAGUUGACUUGACACUUUGGCUGUGGUUGUUUGGAAUGCCUUGGCCCUUGGCCUGAGUUUUCAAACAGGAGCACCUACAUUCAGGUGUUGAAACAGCAAAGGUCCAAUCUUACAUGCGAGUUCUUAACCAUUUCAGCAUCUACUUCAGUGCCUGACUUUAAGUAACCAGCCUUGGAAGUUUGGCUAAAGUAAACUUUUUUUUUUGUUCUACCAAAUUGUUGAGCAAUACUUUUUUGUAUGUUACUCUCAAUUGUAGGUGAGUUAACAAAAAGCAAAACAAAAAAGAGAUUGCUAUAUUGUUCUAUAGAAGAGUCACUUGGUGCUUGCCUUUUAACUGUUUAGACUUUUGGGCUAAUUUCCACCAUAUUGCUCAGGGCAAAAUAUGCCUUAAUAAAACAGUAGGCUUUUGUAUAAAAUAAACACAGAGUAGUAAUGGUGUUGGAGGGUGGAAAUUGAUUUGAGGAAGUGUUGCUCCUAGAUUUAUAGGUGAAAUUUAGUGUUACACAUAACUUGCUUCCAUCUAUGUGUUCAGCAGUAACUUACUUUGGAAGCAAUUACACUUAUUUUAUGAGAGAGUGGCACAUUAGCACCUUGUUCCCUAAAGAACAAAGCCUGCGCUGAAUGAAGUUCAGUGGAUUCCAUACUGAAUACAUAUUCUUAUUCAGCUGUCCACAUCUUUUUAUUUUUUAUUUUUAUUUUUGGCUUGUAUAUAUACUCUGGUCACCCUGGUAUUUCUCUGUAGUGUUAGAAAUGUAUUGACUAUUAUGCUUUAAAUGGCCAUGGGAUGAAAUAAAUGGAUGUAAAAUGA
This is a messenger RNA of Pogona vitticeps (central bearded dragon), 3734 nucleotides long. It is a transcript of the gene MARCKS, whose product is annotated as myristoylated alanine rich protein kinase C substrate. The record is from RefSeq and is a predicted model, not a curated record. Gene Ontology annotation, cellular component: cytoplasm; actin filament bundle; plasma membrane. NCBI's taxonomy places the organism in Eukaryota, Metazoa, Chordata, Lepidosauria, Squamata, Agamidae. Gene Ontology annotation, molecular function: calmodulin binding; actin filament binding. Gene Ontology annotation, biological process: central nervous system development; actin filament organization.